Messenger RNA from Halichondria panicea, 1155 nucleotides. Its product is annotated as neuferricin-like. Lineage: Eukaryota; Metazoa; Porifera; Demospongiae; Suberitida; Halichondriidae. Gene Ontology annotation, cellular component: endomembrane system; membrane. Bases 104 to 1033 code for a protein of 309 amino acids. The transcript has 3 exons. The record is from RefSeq and is a predicted model, not a curated record.
CUGUCUUCUUCCCCGCAAGCACUCUCUCUCUCUCUCUCUCUAGCUCUGUGAUUCAGCUGCCAGUGCUGUUACUAUUCUCGGAAGACUUCUGAGGGGCCCUGAUAUGAGUAAACCGUUCCUACUGGGUGUGAUCCUCAUCCUAGUAGCUGUGGGCUAUCAGUACAGAGAGGCACUUCAAUCACUCCUCCCUGACUCAAUCAAAAGAGAUAUCAAAUCAAACAGCCCGAAAUCAUCCAACCAGCAGACACCCUCCACAGAGGCAGGACCUAGCAUUAAGAACUUCCCCGAUCCUCAAUAUUAUAAUCCGCCCUUUGACCCAGAGCAUCCUUCAGAACCAAUCUACUCUAAAUCUGGAACUCGUUUGAUCACACUCAAUGAGCUGGCAGCCCACGGACACAACGGGACACUCAGGCCACUCUGGUUGGCUGUCGUGGGGCGUGUGUUCGAUGUGGAAAAGGGGGCAGAGCACUACUAUGGCCCCAGUGGGGGAUACAACUUCUUCACCGGUCGUGACGGCUCCAGGGGAUACAUUACUGGAGAGUUUAACGAUGAGGGUCUCAUUGACGACAUUGAGGGACUUAGUCUGGCUCAGAUAGGGGAACUGGACGGAUGGGUCAAAUUUUACGACAAAGACUACACGUUCGUGGGUAAACUGAUUGCCCGCUACUACAACAAGGACGGUAGCCCCACUAAAGAGUGGUACAAGUAUCAGAGGUCACUCACUGACAAGGACAAGCUCGAUGCGGAGACAGCAAAGCUCAAGAAGAGGUACCCUGGUUGUAACUCACACUGGACUCAGGAUGAGGGAGGCAAGGUCUUCUGUUCCACUGGAAGUGGAGGAACACAGAGGGACUGGGUGGGCUACCCUCGACGUUACUUUGCCCCGGGCUCCAAGAACUGGCGUUGUGCGUGUGUCCGUGACGAUGAUCUCAAUAGUGUUCAUGUCAAGAUGUACCCUCUCUGUGACCCUGUCUCCGUGGAGUGCAAAGUGCAUCCAGACCAAAUUGCUAAACUAAGAGAGACUGGCGGCUAGACUAGAGACGAUAGUUUUAUGUUCAAUGCUUUUGAAUUACAUGCUAGCCAAUACUUAUUACUCACGAUAAUUUAAUGUAGAUCUAAACUGUACUGGAGAAUGAUCUAAUGUUCGGAGUGUAA